UUAAUUUUCAAUGGUUUUGUGUAGAUUUAAUUGAUAUUUCAAGUGAUAUUAUAAAGUGAUGGCUGCGGAAAUCUCUCCCACGGCGUUUGUGGAAAAAGUUUCGGAUCCUCGUUUCGAAAAGAAGCCUGCUUUGUUGUCGAAAAUUGAAGCCUCGGGACAAGAAGUCAAUUGCGCUCGUUUCCUGCCAACCGACGAUGGCGUUAUAACCGUUGGAGAUGACAAAUUUGUAAAAAUUUGGGUGAAAAAGGAGAAUGGGCAAUAUUGGCCCGCACUCUCACAUCCCAUGCCCGAAAUUCCCACGUGUGUUCUUAUGAACGGUGAAACGAAGCGGUUGCUAGUCGGACAGAGCAAUGGAACAAUCGCGGAAUUCCGAGUAAAAAGUGAUUACAGAAGUUUGAAGCUUAUGCGAACUUACCUGGCGCAUCAGGCUUCUGUUACAAACGUGAUGCUGUGUUUGGACCGUGAAUGGGUCUUCUCGACUAGUCGUGACAAAUAUUUCCAGGUGCAUUGCUCUGAAACGGGGCGCCGUUUGGGUGGAUAUCAGUGUAACGGCACGUGCACCUCUCUGGCUUAUGACGAUAGGUCUUGCUAUGCAUUCGUUGGAGACUUCUCAGGUGCAAUUCAUGUCGUCAAGUGUGAUCUGGAUUCAAGUGGGAAUUCGGCGAAAGGAGUCAUUCUGGUCACUAUAAUCCGGGGACACACUGGGUGCGUGCAGUCAUUAGCUUGGGACCCGGAGAAAAAGUAUCUUUACUCGGGAAGCGCGGAUCAAAGCGUCAUCAUAUGGGACAUCGGAGGACAGAAAGGAACCGCUUUUGAACUGCAUGGGCACAGCUUAUUUUUGCGCGACUGCUGUGUUCUUUUUUUUAAUCACUCCUCUUGUUCAAUAUUUACCUGUGAUCAGAAAUUGAGAAUAUCGCUCUGGCGAAAUUGCAGACAGCGAGUUAUGAGCGUCUACUUCGUUCCUACUACUCCUGCUCUCCUGCUUUCCUCUGGCGAUGACGCCAUGGUAGCCGUGUGGGACGCUGACACGAAACGCUCGGAGACGCCGGAAUGGCGAGAAUCGAACAACUGCGAGUUAUGUGGCAAAGCUUUCUUUUGGAACGUGACUGCUUUGGUCAGUGGCGGGGAUCUUGCGCUUCGACGACAGCAUCAUUGCAGAGCAUGUGGACGUGCUAUUUGUAGUGAGUGUUCGCCGAACCUGGCACCGCGACCGAAAUUGGGAUUCGAGUUUCCGGUCAGGGUGUGCAGUGCUUGUUGGGAGAGUGACCCACCUGAAUCAACGCGCUCUGGACCGAUGACGAGAUUUUUCGACAGCAAGCAACAUGUGCUGGCUAUCGAUGUUGAUUUGGCUCGAAGGCGAAUUUUAACCUUAGGGCAGGAUAGAAUUGUGAAACUUUGGGAUUUGUCUGUAUUUCUUGAUGGCCAUCGGGGAGCUCAACAGCAAGCGCUCUCAAGAUGA
Messenger RNA from Notodromas monacha, 1459 nucleotides. The record is from the annotation of a GenBank genome assembly. Lineage: Eukaryota; Metazoa; Arthropoda; Ostracoda; Podocopida; Cyprididae.